AUGGAUGAAGAUGAAGGCGGUGGUGGCGGCGAAUAUGCUGACCAAGAAUUCGAAGAAGAGCAACUUGAUGACGAUGAACCAUAUGAAGAACAGGAGCCACAAGGAAACGACGAAGACGAUGGUGCCGAACAUGGAGAGACUGGUCCAGAUGGUUUCCGUACUGAAGUCAUGCAGAUAGAUGGUCAAGAGCGACCAGCACAAGAAAACGGAGUCCAUCAACCAACCAAACGACGUAAACCAGGUCCAAUCCCAAAAGAAGCUCGCUCUACUACUCCAUACUUGACUAAAUACGAAAAGGCCCGUGUAUUGGGUACCAGAGCUCUUCAAAUCUCAAUGAAUGCUCCCGUGCUAGUAGAUACUGGAAACUUGUCGGAUCCAUUACAGAUUGCUUUAAAGGAACUUAAAGCUAAACGAACCCCGCUACGUAUUCGACGCUUCUUGCCUGAUGGAAGUUAUGAGGAUUGGGAUGUUGCUGAACUCAUUCCUCUCGACUGA
This is a messenger RNA of Synchytrium microbalum, 495 nucleotides long. Its product is annotated as DNA-directed RNA polymerase. Bases 1 to 495 code for a protein of 164 amino acids. Gene Ontology annotation, cellular component: RNA polymerase II, core complex; RNA polymerase III complex; RNA polymerase I complex. The transcript is spliced from 2 exons. The record is from RefSeq and is a predicted model, not a curated record. Lineage: Eukaryota; Fungi; Chytridiomycota; Chytridiomycetes; Synchytriales; Synchytriaceae. Gene Ontology annotation, molecular function: DNA binding; DNA-directed RNA polymerase activity. Gene Ontology annotation, biological process: DNA-templated transcription.